CCUCCAGAGCGGGGAUCCCACCCUCGUCAACCCUUGCACCCUCGUCAAAGAUUGAUUUGAUCUGAUUUGCUUUGUUUGUUCCCAUGCCCUGCUUCUCUCUCUCGUCAGUCCCUUUCUUUGAUCUCUCUCGCUCGGCGCUGGAACGGCGGCGGAGGAACGGCGGGUGUUGGCUGCUCGUGGUUUGGUCGGGAUCUCGGGGAGGAGAUGGCGGAGCAGCAGGAGCGCCGGCCGCGGAUCGUGGAGGGAGAUGGCGGAACGGCGUGCCGGGCGCGGGCCGUGGAGGGAGAUGGCGGUGCAGCAGGCGGGCGGCGGCACAAAGUGCUCUUCCCGUCGCGAUGCAGAGAAGAGAAGGGAAGGGGGUGGGCGAGGCGGGUGUCUUCGAUUAGGGAUUUGGGUGGUGGAGGACAGGUGAGUGGCGACAGAAGAAGACGAAGAAGCUGCAGAGCCCAGACACAACAAAAAAUCAAAAAUGGCGAGAUCCUCCUCCUUCCUCUCUCCUCACACUUCCCUCGUCUUCGUAUGCCCUGCCAUCGCCAUGUCUCUAAUCCUUCUCCAUAAACCCUAACCUCUUCCUCCCCUCUCUCCCCGAAUUCGCCCUCUUUACCCCCUCCCAUCUGUUCUCUCACGCCACCGACCUCGGUUCCGAAAGUGGGCCGGUUAGCCGGUUAACCGGCGGUUAUCGCCCUCGGUUAGCCGGUUAACCGCGAUGCCUAACUCCCCUACCGAACACCGCCCGAGAACAUAAUUUUCUGUUAGUCGGUUAACCGGCAAUCGAUAACCGAACCUCCAGCCCUAGUGAUUAAAAUAAUUAGUAUGGU
Messenger RNA from Linum trigynum, 818 nucleotides. The record is from the annotation of a GenBank genome assembly. Lineage: Eukaryota; Viridiplantae; Streptophyta; Magnoliopsida; Malpighiales; Linaceae.